Molecule: messenger RNA, 1681 nt
Organism: Rubroshorea leprosula
Lineage: Eukaryota; Viridiplantae; Streptophyta; Magnoliopsida; Malvales; Dipterocarpaceae
Source: the annotation of a GenBank genome assembly
UUGGGAGGGAAAAGUUUUAAGUCUUCUUCUCUUCUCUGAUCGUCUGCUUCCAUCUACAAGGAGAAGAUGAAGAAACACACGGUGUACGCAUGGGGGGUGGCGAUUCUGUCUUUCAUAGUGUUGAUGAUCGUCACUCCGGCGAUUCCCCAGUCUCAGGAGUACCAUGAUUUCGCCGAUAAACGGGAAUUCUUCGGUAAUUUAAUUCUCCUCUCCUCUUCUCUUCUAUUUCAUUUCAAAUUGACGAAGCUUGGAAAGAACUCAAAGAAGUGCAUGAUGAAAGAAACCCUUCUCUUCUAUUUGAAGAUGGAUGAAGUCUAGUGUCUCUAAACAUUGAAUUACUUAUUUGCAUACUGAGCUUCUUGCAUUGAGAACUUACUCUGAGAAGUUCCUCUGCCUUUUCAUGGCAGAUCUUUGAUGGGAAUGGAAAAAGUUUUCAUCUUUGAUGAUGGUUUGGUUCCUGGAGAGUUUUCACUGUAGAUUUAAUUUGUUAUUUGAAAAAAAAGAAAAAGAAAAAAAAGAAGGGAAAUCUUUGGAGUCAGUGACCUCAUUUCCCAUAUUUUAUGUCUACCUAUCUUUAAUAUGGAGAAAUUUCCCAGGCCUUCUUAACUUGAGGAAUAGAGUAUUCUAUACCUUAUAUCCAUACACUGUCAAACACUCAAGCGUCAUUGCAAGGGAGCCCGGUUCACCCUUCAUCACAAAGCAUCUUAUGGAAUGGCAUGUAGUCAAGAUUUAGAUACUAUUUUGAUGUUGGCUUCUUGUUGUUUCUCAGGCAUACCAAAUACAUUGGAUGUGCUGUCAAAUUUUCCAUUCCUUGUUAUUGGCCUCAUAGGCCUUGUGCUUUGCUAUUAUAAGAACUAUUUCAAGUUCAGAUUACAAGGUGAGCUAUAUGGUUGGACUUGUUUUUUCAUUGGUGUAGCAGCUGUUGGUCUGGGUUCUUCUUAUUAUCAUCUCAAGCCAAAUGAUGCUCGCCUUGUGUGGGAUCGGCUGCCAAUGACCAUUGCAUUCACGUCAAUCAUGGCAAUCUUUAUUAUUGAAAGAGUUGAUGAACAGAAGGGAACAGUUUCUAUCAUACCACUGCUACUAGCAGGCAUAAUAAGCAUCUUGUACUGGAGGUUUUUUGAUGACCUCCGACCUUAUGCAUUGAUCCAGUUUGUUCCUUGCAUUGCCAUUCCUUUGAUGGCUAUCUUAUUACCUCCAAUGUACACACAUUCUGCGUAUUGGCUUUGGGCAGCAGGAUUCUAUCUUUUAGCUAAAGUGGAGGAAGCUAUGGAUAAAGUAAUAUACGAAUGGACCAAUCAUAUUGUCAGUGGACACACUCUCAAACACUUGUGUGCUGCAAUGGUUCCUGUCUUCUUGACACUUAUGCUGGCGAAGAGGACUAUGACAACAGAAAGGAAAAGUCUUCUAAUGACAUGGAAGGUCUCAUGGACCAAGGUUAAAGAAAAUGGUUCAAAGGGGGAAAGUUGCACCUGUACCUACGCUGCAGUUUCCAGUUGAGGAGUCCUAUUGAGUUAUAUAUGUGCAUUCUUCUUAUUGAUGGAAUAUAUUGUAACAAACCAAACAGAUCCUACUAACUCACUGAGCAUAGCAGACUUUGGUUCUGUAAAGUGUAAAUAAAUAGAACUUCUCUCUGUACAAGUUACUAAACUUUGUAAUUCCUUAAUAUAGUAGGUUUCAUUUU